Molecule: messenger RNA, 977 nt
Organism: Chiloscyllium plagiosum (whitespotted bambooshark)
Lineage: Eukaryota; Metazoa; Chordata; Chondrichthyes; Orectolobiformes; Hemiscylliidae
Source: RefSeq, a predicted model, not a curated record
AACUCAGAAAAGAAACAUUGAACAGCGUUGCAAAAAUAAAUCUGCAUGUUUGAAAUAUUUUAUCAAGCAUCUUGUACUAAUUAUUUAUUUCAGUUUGAGGAAGAAUACCUUGAGACCAGGGAUCAGUAUGAAAAGCUACUGAAAGAUGGAGCUCUCCUAUAUGAGCAGGUACCUAUGGUCGAAAUUGAUGGAAUGAAGUUAGUCCAGACCAAUGCUAUUCUGAACUAUGUUGCAGCAAAAUACAAUCUUUAUGGAAAAGAUAUCAAGGAAAGAGCGCUAAUUGACAUGUAUGCAGAGGGAGCCAGAGAUCUGAUGACACUUGUGAUGCGUCAUCCAUUUCUUCCUUCAGAGCAAAAGGACAGUGACCUAACACUGAUAAAUAACAAGGCCAAAAAUAGAUAUUUCCCAGCAUUUGAAAAGGUUCUCAAGAGUAGUCAAACUGGAUAUCUGGUUGGUAACCAGCUCAGUGUUGCUGAUCUACACUUGCUUGAGGCUAUCUUGAUGAUUGAAGACAACGCAUCCCAAGUUCUGUCAGAGUUCCCUUAUCUGCAGAAAUUCAAGUUGAAAAUCAGCAAUAUCCCAAGAAUUCAGAAGUUCCUGCAACCGGGCAGCCCCAGAAAGCCACCACCAGAUGAUCAUUACGUUAAAGUUGCAAAAGAAGUUCUCAGAUUUUGAGAGGAAUGUUAUGAACUGCACAUCUCAAAGCUGAAUUCCAAUUUUAAAGAUAAAGUGUCUUUAAGUUAAAUUCCAAAGCAUUUGAUAAUCAUAUUGCACUAAAUAUAGGUCAAAUCAUCAUAAUUUUAACAUUUUAGAUUUCAAUCUGCAUUCAUGGCUGAUAAAUAUUUUUGAUUCUCUGAAUAAUUCCAAGUUUAUCUUGUAAAAACAAAUUUAAUGCUUUCAUUUCUGAACUUCUGAUUAAAAUGUUGAAAAAUGGCUGUUUAAUGGCAGGAGUAAAAUCUAUAAACAAAGUAUGAAAA